AUGGCUGACAUCAAUCCUGAUCCUCAAGGCACCCAAAGUCUCCCACCUCCAUCCCUGCCUCAGCUCGUAGCCGAGCAGCACGUUCCCAUCCCUUCGAGCGACAAAGACUCGCAGCGUCUCAUCGUCGUGCUUUCCAAUGCCAGUCUCGAGACAUACAAGGCCUCAUCUGGCGGCCGUGGUGGUGCCAAGGACGACAAGUACUCGUUGCUCAACAGCGACGAGCACAUUGGUGUCAUGCGCAAGAUGAACCGCGACAUCUCAGACGCCCGUCCCGACAUCACUCACCAGUGUCUCCUUACUCUUCUCGACUCGCCUCUCAACAAGGCCGGCAAACUACAAAUCUACAUUCACACAGCCAAGGGUGUCUUGAUCGAAGUCAGCCCCACCGUUCGCAUUCCCCGUACCUUCAAGCGUUUCGCUGGUUUGAUGGUCCAGCUCCUCCACAGGCUCUCCAUUCGAUCUACUACAUCGCAAGAGAAGCUAUUGAAAGUUAUCAAGAACCCCAUCACCGACCACCUCCCUCCCAACUGCCGCAAGGUCACUCUGAGUUUCGACGCUCCCGUCGUUCGUGUAAGCGACUACAUCGGCGAUCUCGCCCCCAAGGAGAGCAUUUGCGUCUUUGUCGGUGCUAUGGCCAAGGGCAACGACAACUUCGCAGACGAGUUCAAGGAUGACUCGAUCAGUAUCAGCAACUUCAGCUUGAGUGCUAGUGUUGCCUGCAGCAGAUUCUGCCACGCCGCCGAAGAAGUCUGGGACGUCAUCUAG
Aureobasidium melanogenum CBS 110374 is the source of this 765-nucleotide messenger RNA. RefSeq names its product Nep1-domain-containing protein. Bases 1 to 765 code for a protein of 254 amino acids. Lineage: Eukaryota; Fungi; Ascomycota; Dothideomycetes; Dothideales; Saccotheciaceae. Gene Ontology annotation, molecular function: rRNA binding; rRNA (pseudouridine) methyltransferase activity. Gene Ontology annotation, biological process: rRNA base methylation. Gene Ontology annotation, cellular component: nucleolus; small-subunit processome. The record is from RefSeq and is a predicted model, not a curated record. The transcript has 2 exons.